AAAUCUUCUUGGUUCAUUCCGCCAUCCAGUUGUCCGCAAUGACCGCCACCUACCGCAACGAUCUCCUCCAGCCUUUCCUCGCCCUCGACCAGGGCGACAAGGUUCAGGCGGAGUAUGUCUGGAUCGACGGCGACGGUGGUCUGCGCUCCAAGACGACGACUGUGUCCAAGAAGGUCACGGACAUCGGUCAGCUCCGUAUUUGGGACUUCGACGGUUCCUCCACCAACCAGGCCCCGGGAAAUGACUCCGAUGUCUACCUCCGCCCUGCUGCCAUCUUCAAGGACCCAUUCCGCGGUGGCGACAACAUCCUCGUCCUGGCAGAGUGCUACAACAACGACGGCACCCCCAACCGCACUAACCACCGUCACAAUGCCAAGAAGACGAUGGACCUCGCCAAGGACGAGCACCCGUGGUUCGGCAUCGAGCAGGAAUACACCCUGUUCGGCGAGGAUGGCCGUCCCUAUGGCUGGCCCAAGGGUGGUUUCCCGGGUCCCCAGGGCCCAUACUACUGCGGUGCCGGUGCCGGCAAGGUCUUCGCCCGCGAUCUGAUUGAGGCCCACUACCGCUGCUGCUUGUACGCUGGUAUCAACAUCAGCGGAAUUAACGCGGAGGUCAUGCCCUCGCAGUGGGAGUUCCAGGUCGGCCCUUGUGAGGGCAUCACCAUGGGCGACCACCUCUGGAUGGCCCGCUACCUUCUCAUCCGCGUAGCCGAGCAGUGGGGUAUCACGGUCUCCUUCCACCCGAAGCCCCUUGCUGGCGACUGGAACGGCGCCGGUGCGCACACCAACUACUCGACGGAGGCGAUGCGCAACCCCGGUGGCAUCCAGGCGAUCAACGCCGCCAUCGAGAAGCUCGCGAAGAAGCACAACGAGCACAUCGCUGUGUACGGCGAGGACAACGACCUCCGUCUCACCGGCCGCCAUGAAACCGGCCACAUUGGCAGCUUCAGCUCUGGCGUCGCCAACCGUGGCGCGUCCAUCCGUAUCCCCCGUAACGUCGCCGCGCAGGGCUUCGGCUACCUGGAGGACCGUCGCCCAGCCUCCAACAUUGACCCCUACCGAGUCACGGACAUGAUCGUGCAGACUACCUGCCUCUAAAUCAGAGGCGCACUUACUUAGAUCGGAUUGGAGGGUGGGAAGGCCCAUACUUAGCAGUAAUUAUAUCUUCAGCGUUCCAGAUGUACCGUAUGCGGUCGUUCGUUUUCUAGAGUCCGACUUUCAAACCUCUCUGCUGGUUGGGAUGUGACUGCACGUCGCGCGACGCGAAUGUGACGAGACGUGUUUGAUCACCGACGCGUCCCUUGUUCUCAACUUCCUUCCUCUGCUCGCCAUCUCCUCGAUCAAUGGCGUCCGAGUACGAUCUCGCCUUCUCGGCGGCGUCUUUCGACGAGAGCGGCACGUUCAAACUGCUCGAAUUGCCACCCGAAGUGUGCGCACUCAUCGAGUCGGCUGCGACCGCCACACGCCCUCCGACGCUAACUAUCAAAGGUCGACCUAACGAAGAUGCGGUACUGUGUACGAACGACACGAC
This is a messenger RNA of Schizophyllum commune H4-8, 1530 nucleotides long. RefSeq names its product glutamine synthetase. Gene Ontology annotation, molecular function: glutamine synthetase activity. The transcript has 6 exons. Bases 39 to 1097 code for a protein of 352 amino acids. Gene Ontology annotation, cellular component: cytoplasm. NCBI's taxonomy places the organism in Eukaryota, Fungi, Basidiomycota, Agaricomycetes, Agaricales, Schizophyllaceae. The record is from RefSeq and is a predicted model, not a curated record.